UGAUAGGUACUUCAUGAAUUCGGCUUGUAAAAGCGAGUGAACGUAAUGUUUUAAUUCUCUUUGAAGCGAGCAGUUAGGGAAUUAAAUUUAUAUUAAAUAAGUGUUUAUUAAUAACGAAAAUGAAGAUAGAGGAAGUUAAAAGUACAGCCAAAACUCAGAGAAUAUCAGCACAUAGUCAUAUCAAAGGUUUGGGCUUAGAUGAAAAUGGGGUACCGAUUCAGAUGGCUGCCGGUCUCGUGGGCCAGGAAUCGGCUAGAGAGGCUGCUGGUAUAGUUGUAGACAUGAUUCGCAGCAAAAAGAUGGCAGGCCGUGCUUUGCUACUUGCAGGUCCCCCUGGUACUGGUAAAACUGCUAUAGCAUUAGCAAUAGCUCAGGAGCUUGGUAAUAAGGUUCCAUUCUGCCCUAUGGUGGGUAGUGAAGUGUACAGUACCGAAAUAAAGAAGACAGAAGUAUUAAUGGAGAACUUCCGGCGUGCUAUUGGAUUGAGAAUCAGGGAAACUAAAGAGGUGUACGAAGGAGAAGUCACUGAACUUACGCCAGUCGAAACAGAGAACCCUGCUGGAGGCUAUGGCAAAACAGUUUCUCAUGUGAUAAUUGGUUUGAAGACUGCAAAGGGCACCAAGCAGCUGAAGCUGGACCCCACAAUAUAUGAAUCAUUACAAAAAGAGAAAGUAGAUGUGGGUGAUGUAAUAUAUAUUGAAGCCAACUCUGGUGCCGUCAAGCGACAGGGGAGAAGCGAUACAUUUGCUACUGAGUUUGAUUUAGAGGCUGAAGAAUAUGUACCACUCCCGAAAGGAGAUGUCCACAAGAAGAAAGAGGUAGUACAGGAUGUUACGCUUCACGACCUGGACUGUGCCAACGCGAGACCGCAGGGUGGACACGACAUUAUGUCUAUGAUGGGACAAUUGAUGAAACCUAAGAAAACUGAAAUUACAGAUAAGCUGAGAAAGGAAAUAAAUAAAGUCGUAAACAAGUAUAUAGACCAAGGUAUUGCUGAAUUGGUGCCUGGGGUACUAUUUAUAGAUGAGGUACACAUGUUAGACAUUGAAACAUUUACAUAUCUACAUCGUGCACUAGAGUCAGCCAUAGCACCUAUUGUUAUAUUUGCGACAAAUAGAGGCCGCUGCCAAAUAAGAGGUACUGAGGACAUCAUCUCACCGCACGGAAUUCCCCUGGAUCUGCUAGACAGGCUACUCAUCAUCAGAACGCUGCCUUAUAACAAAGCUGAACUUUUACAGAUAUUGAAGCUGCGAGCGGCGACUGAAGGCAUCUCUAUCGAUGAUGACGCUCUGGCCGCGUUGGCUGAAAUUGGAGCCAGUAGCACGCUCAGGUAUGCAGCGCAACUGCUGACCCCAGGUGCGUUGACGGCCCGUGCGGACGGUGCUGCCAGCAUCACCCCCGCGCAUAUGCAGGCCGUACACGCCCUGUUCCUCGAUGCCAAGUCCUCCGCACGCAUACUGACGCAGCACUCCGACAAGUACAUGAUGUGAAUACACACACAGACACACCGCCACGGCAAGACACAUUACUUUUAUGCUCAUACUGUUCAACGCAAGGCUUGGUUUUAAAUUUAAUGAUUGUUACCAAUUAAAAGUUUCCGAAUAUUAACAUUGAGUUAAUAAUAUAUAAUAAUAAGCAGUUGCAACUGCACUUGAUAUUGUUAAACAAUUAUUAGAUAGACCUAAUAAUUGUUUAACAAUAGGUAAACCUAAUAAUUGUUCCACAAUCUAAUCACUAAAAUUAAUAUUGUGACCUGAAAAAUAUCGCGGCGAUAGAAAAUAAAUCGGUUGGUUGAAUAAAAAAUUGACAAAACUUUAUCAGAAUAUAGUAUAACCAAAUACCGUACAAUUUUGGUCAAAAGUAAGAGAGAUAAACCGAAUUAAAGUACUCUAUGGACAUAAACUGUUUUUUUGGUAUCCAAGCCUUGGUUCCGAAAUGAAACGUCUGAUAAAUGGCGCAUAUAAGAUGCAGAAAGAGAGGAAGAAGAGAGUCCUGAGACCUUAAGAUAAGGCUCACUUUCUUCCCCUGGUGGCCGUGAGAACAACCAAAAAAAAAACAAA
This is a messenger RNA of Leptidea sinapis, 2060 nucleotides long. It is a transcript of the gene pont, whose product is annotated as ruvB-like helicase 1. The record is from RefSeq and is a predicted model, not a curated record. Gene Ontology annotation, biological process: chromatin remodeling; regulation of transcription by RNA polymerase II; box C/D snoRNP assembly. Lineage: Eukaryota; Metazoa; Arthropoda; Insecta; Lepidoptera; Pieridae. Gene Ontology annotation, molecular function: ATP binding; DNA helicase activity; ATP hydrolysis activity. The coding region runs from base 120 to 1490 and encodes 456 amino acids. The transcript is spliced from 10 exons. Gene Ontology annotation, cellular component: Ino80 complex; R2TP complex; NuA4 histone acetyltransferase complex.